Molecule: messenger RNA, 3031 nt
Organism: Mesitornis unicolor (brown roatelo)
Lineage: Eukaryota; Metazoa; Chordata; Aves; Mesitornithiformes; Mesitornithidae
Product: WD repeat-containing protein 81-like
Exons: 1
Biological process (GO): aggrephagy
Cellular component (GO): mitochondrion
Molecular function (GO): phosphatidylinositol 3-kinase regulator activity
Source: RefSeq, a predicted model, not a curated record
GCCAAGGAGAGCGUGGCGGUGGCCAAGGGGGUGCCCUCCUGCCCCAACGUGCUGCAGGCCGAAGCUCUGCUCGAGUCGCCCGGCAUGCUGUACGUCGUCUACCCGUACGUGCAGUUCUGUCUGCACGACAUCGUGACUUUCAGCCCGGCCAAGCUCACCAACAGCCACGCCAAAAUCCUCUUCCUCCUCUUCCACGUGCUGCAGGCCAUGAGGGCUUGUCACCAGGCGGGCCUGGCUUGCGGCGCCUUUUCCCUUCGGGAUGUGGCGGUGGAUGAGAAGCUGUGCAGCCGGCUCCGCGUGAGCCUUGGAGAGUACGAGGGACCUGAGGAGGAGGAAGUGAAUCUGGAGGCCGGUUUGGAACGAACGAGCGAGCAAAGCAGCACCGGUACCAGAGGGCAGGAGAGGAGGUGCAGCGCCUGCCAGAAGGACCUCCGAGACCUGGUGUUACGGUGGGUGCACGGGCAGGUCAGCAACUUUGACUACUUGAUGCGUCUAAACAGUUUGGCUGGGAGGAGAAUGGGAGACCCCAAUUAUCACCCGGUUCUUCCGUGGGUGGUGGACUUCACUACCAAAAACGGCAAGUUCAGGGACCUGAGGAAAUCCAAAUUCCGUCUCAACAAAGGAGACAAGCAGCUGGACUUCACCUACGAGAUGACCAAGCAGGCGUUUGUUGCCGGUGGGUCCAGCGGGGAGCAGCUCCACGUCCCCCAUCACAUCUCCGAUGUCCUUUCGGAUAUCACCUACUACGUGUACACGGCUCGGAGGACACCCAGGGCAGUGCUGUGCUGCCAUGUGAGGUCCCAGUGGGAGCCCAACGAGUAUCCAGCCAGCAUGGAGCGCAUGCAGAGCUGGACCCCGGAUGAGUGCAUCCCCGAAUUUUAUACAGACCCUUCCAUCUUCCGGUCCAUCCAUCCGGACAUGCCCAACCUGGAUGUGCCAUCUUGGUGUAGCUCCUAUGAGGAGUUCAUCGAAGUCCACCGCAUGCUGCUUGAGAGCCGGGAAGUUUCUCAGGACCUCCACCACUGGAUUGACCUCACUUUUGGGUACAAGCUGCUGGGGAAGGAUGCCGUCAAGGAGAAGAACGUCUGCCUGCAUCUCGUAGACAACCACACGCAUCUGACGACCUACGGGGUGGUGCAGCUCUUCGACCAGCCGCACCCCAGGCGCGUGGGGGGACCUGCCUACACGCCUGCUGAAGCUCCAGCCAUCGCCCGGCCUCUCCUCCAGAACAUCCGAGAGGCCGCGUUGGUGGAGGACAUCCAGGGCCAGGUGAUGGAUGCCGUUAACGGGCUGGUCCUGGAGGCUACCCCCAGUGAAACCACCUGGUCUGAGGAGAAACCCCUCGCUGGGGAGGAUGAUUUAGAGCAAGGCACGGAGGCCCUGGAUUCGAUUUCUGCUACUGGCAGAGCUGCUGAGCAGCCCUGUGCCGCUGUGCCUCCAGCGCAGCCCUCAGCCCUCCCCGCUUACACCACCGAAGGCAAAACCUCAGGAGUCCGACCUCUCCGUCGCAGCAAGGCAGGCGCUGCGGAUCAGGCCGAUGUGAAGGUCACGCUUCCCGAAGGCUUCAAUCCGCUCCAGGCCCUGGAAGAACUGGAGAAAUUGGACAAUUUCUUGGUGAAAGGCUUAAGCGGUGAGAUGCAGCUGAUGGAGCAGCGGUGGAAAGAGCCACCCCUGGGUGUCUCGGACCUCUUCCAGAGGGACAUGCAAGCUUUGGGCAUUCUGGUAGCCGAGAUUAUCUUUGCAUCAAGGAUUCGUCCUUCGAAGCCUGACGCGUCCCUGUUGGAGCGGUUCCUGAUGGUGCGUAAUCUGUGUCGCUACCAUCCCAAGGAGAUCCCGGCCCCGCUGCAGCACGUGCUGCACGUCCUGCUGCAGCUCAGCGUGCCAGUGGAGAAGCUCCUGAAGACCAGGCCGGGCAAGGGCGCGCCGCAGUUGUUUGAAUACGAACCCAUCUCCCAGGGCCUCCCCCCGCCCUGUCCCACGCAGCUCCUCAGUCCCUUCAGCUCCAUCGUCCCCUUCCCCACCUACUUCCCAGCCCUGCACAAGUUCAUUUUCACCUAUCAGGCAGAGAAGAUAGAGGAUGAAGGUCAGGGCCGGGAACUUGUUUUCCAGCUGUGGCAGCAGCUGGAGGGGAUCCUUUCCGAAAUCACUCCCGAAGGCUUGGAGAUUCUUCUGCCCUUCAUAUUAUCCCUGAUGUCCGAGGAGAACACCGCUGUCUACGCAGCGUGGUAUCUCUUUGAGCCCAUAGCUAAAUCCCUCGGUCCGAAGAACGCCAAUAAAUACUUGCUGAAGCCAUUGAUCGGGGCGUACGAGACCCCCUGCUACCGCCACGGCAGGUUCUACCUCUACACGGACUGCUUUGUGGCGCAGCUGAUCGUGCGCCUGGGGCUGCAGCCCUUCCUCCUCAACCUGCUGCCGCACAUCCUGCAGAUCCUCGUUGGCGUCGAGAGCUCGCGGGAGGAGAGCAAAUCCCUCCUGGGCACGGCCGAGGAUGACGAAAGCGGAGGGGAAAGCCCGGUGUCGUGCGUGUUUGGGGAGGAGAUGAAAAUGGACGUGGAGCACGGUUCUGCUGCGCUCGACCUCCUCGACUACACCUCUGGUGUCAGCUUCCACGACCAGGCCUACCUGCCUGAGAGUGAGGACUUCCAGAGCGGCCUCUACGUCGGGGAGUCGCUGCAGCCUCAGGAGCAGGAGUCACUCAGCCUCGGGCGGCUCAGCGACAAGAGCAGCGCCAGCGAAGUGUCCCUGGGAGAGGACAGACCUGCGGACGGGGACUCUCAGAAGGACAAGAGCAGCUUGAAGUCGAUGGACAGCAGCCAGGACCUGAAACAGAGCGAGGACUCGGAGGAGGAGGACGAGGAGCGCGACGAAGAGGAGCGCGAUGACGCCGCUCUUGAUGCAGAGCUGACGGUGGCCGUGGAUGCCGGUGCCUCCGUGGAUGUCACCUUGGUUGAUGACAGCAGCGAGCCAGAGGACGGGGAGGGAGAGGAGCUGCCGGAUCACUCUGAUGACAAAGAGCAGACCAUACUCCUGG